CUGCCGUCUACCAUCUGCCACCAGCCCCAUCGCUCACUCAUUUUCGUCCAAUUCCACCCUUUCCCACACACAACUGAGUUGUCCAUCGCAUCGAGAACGCCGGGCGUCCACCACCAAACACUCCUUGGAUUUCCUACUCUUCGACAACAGCGACAACUUCUAAUAAAACACACGCACACGCACACGCAUGCAUCUGCUCUCCCACUUGCAACUCACGAAUACCGCAAAGCUCCCACGCCGCUAAUUCGCACACUCGCACACUACUCCCACGUAUCACCCGACGAGCCAGUGAGACACUUCCCGCUAGACGCCGACGUGCAUACGCCCAUCCAAAUCAUCCGAACGAACACCUGA
This is a messenger RNA of Colletotrichum tamarilloi, 354 nucleotides long. RefSeq lists its product as uncharacterized. The annotation marks the transcript as partial. NCBI's taxonomy places the organism in Eukaryota, Fungi, Ascomycota, Sordariomycetes, Glomerellales, Glomerellaceae. The transcript has a single exon. The record is from RefSeq and is a predicted model, not a curated record.